CGUCCGUCCUCCCUCCCAGCCUAUCCAUUCUCAGUCCCCCCCGGAGGAGGUGCUGCUCGCCAUGAUUCGCAACGCCCUCGCUUCUGCUGCCCGCCCCGUCCUCAAUGCCAGGACUGCCACCACUCUCUCUGCUGGUUUCCCCAAGGUCACCCAAAGACUGCCGACCAAGUAUGGCGGUGUCUACACUGUGACCCUCAUCCCUGGUGAUGGUAUUGGCAAUGAGAUCACGGACUCCGUCAAGGAGAUCUUCGAGUACGUCAACGCUCCCAUUGAGUGGGAACAGUACAACGUCUCCGGCAUGUCCUCCGAGGGCGAGGACCUCUUCAAGCAGGCUAUGGAGAGUUUGAGGCGCAACCGGGUCGGUCUCAAGGGUAUUCUCUUCACUCCUAUCUCACAAUCCGGCCACAUCUCGUGGAACGUUGCCAUGCGCCAACAGCUUGACAUUUACGCGUCAGUUGUUCUCUGCAAAUCGCUCCCGGGCUUCCCCACGCGCCACGACAACGUCGACUUCGCGAUUAUCCGUGAGAACACGGAGGGUGAGUACUCUGGCCUCGAGCACCAGAGUUACCCCGGGGUCGUCGAGAGCUUGAAGGUCUCCACGCGUGCGAAGGCUGAGCGCAUCAUCCGUUUCGCCUUCGACUUCGCGCUCAAGAACAAUCGUAAGAAAGUCACCUGCGUGCACAAGGCAAACAUCAUGAAGCUCGGUGAUGGUUUGUUCUUGAACACCUUCCGUCGCGUUGCCGAGGAGUACAAGACUACUGGCCUCCAGUUCAACGACAUGAUUGUGGACAACACCUCUAUGCAACUCGUUGCUCGCCCAACGCAGUUCGAUGUCAUGGUUAUGCCCAAUUUGUACGGUGCCAUCGUGUCCAACAUUGGCGCUGCGCUUGUCGGUGGUCCCGGCAUCGUCCCUGGCUGCAACGUUGGCAGGGAGUACGCACUGUUUGAGCCCGGAUGCCGUCAUGUUGCCAAGGACAUCAUGGGCACCAACCGUGCAAACCCUGCUGCUAUGAUCCUCAGCUCUACCAUGAUGCUCCGGCACCUCGGUCUCGACCACCUCGCGAACACCAUCGCGAGCGCGACCUUCGACGUCAUCAACGCCGGCAAGGUCCGCACCGCGGACAUGGGCGGUUCGGCGACUACUUCGGAGUUCACUGCCGCCGUCAUCAAAAAUAUCCAGUAGAGGACCUCGACGGGCUGGAUAUCGCGGACUAGGUCUAUGGACGGGGCCAAAGAAGCGGCAGCGUCGGGCCUGCAUUUCUUUUACUUCAUAAUGUAGAUGUAGUGUACAUGGUGGCCUAACGUAUUUACUCGCACCCUAGAGCGCUCCCUCUCCUCCAGUGGAUGUCAUGCUU
Dichomitus squalens LYAD-421 SS1 is the source of this 1355-nucleotide messenger RNA. RefSeq names its product mitochondrial NAD-dependent isocitrate dehydrogenase subunit 1 precursor. Gene Ontology annotation, biological process: isocitrate metabolic process; tricarboxylic acid cycle. The transcript is spliced from 10 exons. Lineage: Eukaryota; Fungi; Basidiomycota; Agaricomycetes; Polyporales; Polyporaceae. Gene Ontology annotation, molecular function: isocitrate dehydrogenase (NAD+) activity. The record is from RefSeq and is a predicted model, not a curated record. Bases 62 to 1183 code for a protein of 373 amino acids. Gene Ontology annotation, cellular component: mitochondrion.